Messenger RNA from Macroventuria anomochaeta, 2034 nucleotides. RefSeq names its product M6 metalloprotease. The transcript is spliced from 2 exons. The record is from RefSeq and is a predicted model, not a curated record. Gene Ontology annotation, molecular function: peptidase activity. Bases 1 to 2034 code for a protein of 677 amino acids. Gene Ontology annotation, biological process: proteolysis. NCBI's taxonomy places the organism in Eukaryota, Fungi, Ascomycota, Dothideomycetes, Pleosporales, Didymellaceae.
AUGGUGCCUAAAGGCCGCUCGUCGGCCUCAAUGGUCGUGCUCGCGGCUGCAAUGCUCGACACAGCAUCAGCGUUCCCGGCGCAUCUCCUGAGGCCGAGGGCACCAACAGCUCCCUUUGCCCCGAUUGACCCUCAAAACUGGAUCAAUCCGGACAACAUGACGUGGGACGACUUUGUUGCACCACCAAGCACGUCCUGGAGCGACCCUGCACGCAAAGGACGGGAGCGCAACUUCAACAUCGCCAUGGUCACCGUCGACUACCCUGAUUCUCCAUUCGUCGUCACUUUGGCGCCCAACUCUGAUAUCUUCGGCAACCCACAACCACUCGCCGCUGGCUUAGCACGAGAGGACGUCCCUAAAUUCUACCACGAGUUGUUGAACGUACCGAACGACCUCAAUGAAGGUCACACUCUCCAUGAGUACUGGAUGGGCGAUUCUUUCGGCAAGUACGGCGUUGACUUGACCGUCUUCGGCCCCUACCGCAUGCCCGCAAAGAGCUAUCAGUACGGUGUUGACGAUGAGGACGGUGGCUUUAACGGGGAUGCCUGCCCGGAAGGCCCACCAUGUUCCGUUGAUCUUCGAACAGACGCUCUCGGCGCGUGGCGUCGGGACGUAGGCAAUGCAACAGCUGAUGCAUUCGAGUUGGCGUUCAUCUUGUCUGCUGGACAGGACGAGUCUUCGACGUGGCAAGAGUUCGGAGAGAUGAAGUUCCUGAGCAAGGAGGACGUCCCAGAGGAGUUCGGACCUCCAGCAAACAGCUCGCUCCCCAACUACGCCAACACUCGCUAUGUCAACUGGACUUCUUGGGCUGCAGCCUCCACUAUUUGGCCCAACGCUGGCGGCGGUUCGUCUACUCAGGGUGAAUCGAGUGGUACGGCCACCUUCGCUCACGAGCUCUCUCACCUUCUCGGCAUUGGCGACAACUACAACAACCCCUACAGUGUCCCUCCUCGCCGCGCCUACACUGGACCAUUCAGCAUGCUCGACCGCGGCUCCUUCAAUGGCCCCGGAGGUCCUCACUCCCGCUGGCAAAUCCCUCCGGUCCAAGGCGGAUCCAUGGGCUCCCUCCACACCAUGCGCGACAAGCACCAAAUCGGACUGAUCGACAACACUCCCAUCCUCCAAAUAUCUCGCUCCGGACUUGCCACUUCCGGUCCUGUUAUCGCUGAGAUUACCGCACGCUCCGUCGACCCCGGCGCCGGCCUAAUGGGCUUCAACAUCACCUUCGGCAGCACUGGCGACUUGGCACCAGCGUGCAACAUAUCCACCGACGCGCUGUGCGACGGCCGCGGCUACAACAACUACAACCUCGAAGUCGUCGACCGCAUGGGCGCCGACUCGUUCUGCCCCGACUCGGGCGUCAUGAUCAGCAAGACCAAGAACAGCGACCGCACGCAGCCGUUCCAGUGGGUCAUCGACGCCAACCCGCAGGAUGCGCACGUGGUGGACUUUUACCUGCCGAAUGGCACCGCACGGUACUGGAGUAUCGGCGAUUACAGACAGUUGGUUGAUGCGCUGUUUCAUGCUGGGACAGGGUCGGGGAGUGAGUACGAGUUUGUGGAUGAGGCGAACGGGUUGCAUUUCUAUGUUUUGGAUAUCGACCGUGACGAGGCUGGUGUUUUGCACUACACGGUUGGCGUGCGGUCGACGAACGAGACUUCAACCGCGAAGCACCAUGUCAAGCUGCGCCAGGGCGUUGUUUCUGGGAACUCGUCGUCUGAGGGCUUGUACUGCACGUUCCAGCUCGACAACACCGGCAAGGCGGGCACGAACACUACGAGCGUGCAUCCGCAGGAUCUUUCUGCCUAUCUGGGGUCUGAUAUUUUCAGGCUGGAUGCUAAGGUCGAGGGCAAGGGGUGGGAAGUCGGCGUCCCGAAUGCGCUGGCGUAUGCCAAGUUUGGUGAGAGCACGGAGGUCAAGGUCGCUGUGCGGAGCGGGUAUGGUGCUGUUGAUAAGGCGACUGUCAAGUUGACUGUGACGAGUGAGAGUGACCCGAAGGCAAAGGCGCAGAAGAGCUGUAAGGUGCAGGUCUAG